AUGCUGAAGACCCGCCAGUGUCUACUCGGCAUCCGGACUUUCCUGGGUGUCACGUCCAGAAUAUGGGGCUUCUUCAUGUACAUCCUCAGAAGGCACCUGCGAACGAUCAUCCAGUAUCAAACCGUGCGCUACGACACCUUGCCUCUGUCGCCGAUCUCCAGAAAUAGACUGAACGCGGUCAAGAGGAAGAUUCUGGUGCUGGACCUGGACGAGACGUUGAUCCACUCACACCACGACGGGGUCCUGAGGCCCACGGUGAGGCCGGGAACACCGCCCGACUUCAUCCUCAAAGUGGUCAUCGACAAGCAUCCGGUGCGAUUCUUCGUACACAAACGGCCGCACGUGGACUUCUUUUUAGAAGUGGUGAGCCAGUGGUACGAGCUGGUGGUCUUCACGGCCAGCAUGGAAAUCUACGGGUCGGCGGUGGCGGACAAGUUGGAUAACAAUAGGAACGUCCUUCGACGUAGAUACUACAGGCAGCAUUGUACGUUGGAUUUAGGAAGUUAUAUCAAAGAUCUGUCGGUAGUCCACGACGACCUGUCCAGUAUCGUCAUCCUGGACAACUCGCCCGGCGCUUAUCGAAGCCAUCCGGAUAACGCGAUACCCAUCAAGUCGUGGUUCAGCGACCCCAGCGACACGGCACUUCUGAACCUGCUGCCUAUGCUGGAUGCGUUAAGAUUCACCGCCGACGUCCGCUCCGUCCUCAGUCGGAACCUCCACCAGCAUCGGCUGUGGUGA
Messenger RNA from Nerophis lumbriciformis (worm pipefish), 738 nucleotides. NCBI's taxonomy places the organism in Eukaryota, Metazoa, Chordata, Actinopteri, Syngnathiformes, Syngnathidae. The record is from RefSeq and is a predicted model, not a curated record.